Messenger RNA from Abrus precatorius (Indian licorice), 2394 nucleotides. Its product is annotated as receptor-like protein EIX2. Lineage: Eukaryota; Viridiplantae; Streptophyta; Magnoliopsida; Fabales; Fabaceae. The record is from RefSeq and is a predicted model, not a curated record. The transcript has a single exon. Bases 1 to 2394 code for a protein of 797 amino acids. Gene Ontology annotation, molecular function: protein binding.
AUGUCUAGUAAUCACAAGGUGGUUCGCUGCAAUGAGAAGGAUCAGGAGACGUUGUUAAUCUUCAAACAAGGCAUUAUAGAUCGUUUCGACCAGCUUUCAACAUGGUCAAAUGAAGAAGAUUGUUGUGCAUGGAAAGGAAUCCAAUGUGACAACAUCACCAACAGAGUUACACAGGUUGACCUCAAACAAUCAGAAGAUUCAUUAGCGACCUUGGAAGGUGAAAUCAACUUAUCUUUACUAGAACUUGAAUUUCUAGUUUACUUGGACUUGAGCUCAAAUAAAUUUGAUGUUAUAAGUUUGCCACCUUUUCAUCAUAGCAUCACACUUGCAUCCAACCUUUAUUACCUUGACUUAUCUUGGACUGGUGACCUUGACAUGGAUAAUCUUUGGUGGCUUUCUUAUUUUCCUUUCUUGAAACACCUCAACCUCUCAGGAAUUGAUCUUCACAAAGAAGUUAAUUGGCUUCAAUUGGUGGCUAUGCUUCCUUCGUUAUCAGAGUUACGCUUGAGUGUUUGUAACUUGAAUAACAUCGACCCAUCUCGUUUGUAUGUCAAUUUUUCUUCACUAGUAACUCUUGACCUUUCUUACAAUAAUUUCAACUCUAAAUUACCAUAUUGGUUGUUCAAUCUUAGCAAAAUCUCUCAUCUUGAACUUCAGCGGAAUAGUUUACAUGGUGAAAUACCUUUGAGCUUGUUAAGCCUUUGGAAUUUAAGAUACCUUGAUCUAUGUCAUAACCAACUCAACGGAUCAAUUCCAAAUUGGCUAGGCCAACAAGAACAUCUGCGAUAUCUUGAUCUAUCUUAUAACCAGCUCAAAGGUUCAAUUGCAAAUUGGAUAGGCCACCAAGAGCAUUUGAAACACCUUGAUCUUUCCCACAACAUGUUUUGUGGUUCCAUUCCUUCAACUCUCGGAAAUCUCUCAUCCUUAAUUUUGUUGAGUAUUGGUUCAAAUUUCUUCUCUGGUGCAAUAUCUGAAACACAUUUUUCCAAUCUAUCUAAUUUAAACUAUUUGGACUUGAGCAGUUUAACUUUGGCAUUCAAUUUCCAUCAUGAAUGGAUUCCUCCUUUUCAGCUCAGUACACUUUCUUUGGAAUAUACAAAUCAAGGUCCCUACUUUCCAUCAUGGAUAUAUACUCAAAAGUCACUCCGAAACUUACUCAUAUCUAGCUCAGGAAUUUCAUCUGUAGAUGGAGAUAUGUUUAGGAGUUUCGUAGCAGGAAAUUUUAAGAUGCUCGAUAUAUCCAACAAUUCAUUAAGUGAAAACUUGUUGAAUGUAACAUUGAACUCCUCCUUUAUACGAUUCGACCGUAAUAAUUUCAUUGGAGGGCUUCCACAUAUAUCACCAGAGGUCCUAUUUUUGGAUUUAUCUAACAACUCCUUUUCAGGACCAAUUCCUCGAAGUUGGGAGAAUUUGAAUAAUGUGUCAUAUAUUAACUUGUGGAGAAAUAAGUUAUCAGGUGAAGUUUCAAUGGACUUCUCAAAGUUGACAAAUUUGCUAUUUUUGGAUCUAGGAAGAAAUGAAUUUUCUGGAACUAUACCAAUGAAGAUGCCACAAAACUUGCAAGUGAUUAUAUUGAGAUCUAAUCAAUUUGAGGGCAACAUUCCUGCACAGUUAUUCAAUCUCUCUUCUCUAUUUCACUUGGAUCUAGCCCAUAAUAAACUUUCAGGAUCCAUGAAUCAGUGUGUCUAUAACAUGACUCAAAUGAUUACUAAUAAUAUUGGCUUUUAUUUUCCUGUCUCUAUUGACUUGUUUAUAAAAGGGCAAGAUUAUGAGUAUCUAGUCAUUCCAAACAGGCGAACUAUUGAUCUUUCAGUCAAUAACUUGUGGGGAGAAAUUCCCAAGGGACUAUUUGGGCUUAUUCAAGUUCAAACAUUGAACAUAUCUCAUAAUCAUUUGACUGGAACAAUAAAUACAGCAAUUGGUGAUAUGAAAAAUCUAGAAUCUCUUGAUCUCUCCAAUAAUAAGCUCUUUGGACAAAUUCCUCAAAGCAUGGCUGGUUUGUCUUUUUUAGCUUAUUUGAACCUAUCAUGCAACAAAUUUAUUGGACAAAUUCCAAUAGGGACUCAACUUCAAAGUUUUGAUGCAUCGAGCUAUAGUGGAAAUCCAGAACUUUGGGGAGCUCCUCUUACAAAAUCUAUCACAGAAAAGGAAAAUCCUGACGAUACAAAGCAACAUGCUGGAAAUGAAGAUGGUGAACUUGACAUGGAGUCACUUUAUCUUGGCAUGGGAGUUGGGUUUGCUGUUGGCUUCUUGGGAAUUUGUGGUUCUUUGUUCCUCAAUAGGAAGUGGAGGCACACAUACUACUGGUUUCUUGACCAUGUGACUGAUCAACUUUAUGUUUCUUUCAUGGUUACUUUCAACAAGAUUUGCAAAUCCAAUACCCUUGAUGGUUGA